Messenger RNA from Aspergillus ochraceoroseus IBT 24754, 619 nucleotides. RefSeq names its product Dabb family protein. The record is from RefSeq and is a predicted model, not a curated record. The coding region runs from base 130 to 465 and encodes 111 amino acids. The transcript is spliced from 3 exons. Lineage: Eukaryota; Fungi; Ascomycota; Eurotiomycetes; Eurotiales; Aspergillaceae.
CUGCUUGUAGCGCGAGUCAUCCUUCGAGGGGAUAAGUUAUAACGAACUUCUCAAUAUUCAUCAGUUCAUCUUACUCUAGGUCCAGUAUUAUAUACCAUUUUCAGGUUUCUUCGCUAGAAAGCACCCACCAUGUCCAUCAUCACCCAUAUCGUCCUCUUCCAGUUCAAGGCAGAUGCCAGCCCAGAAGCCGUGAAAGAUGUCUGUACACGGAUGCUAGCUCUCAGAGAGAACUGUCUCCAUCCCACAUCUCAGAAGCCUUAUAUCCUCACAUCGUCAGGCGGGGUAGAUAACUCCAUAGAAGGGAUUCAGAAUGGAAUAACCCAUGCUUUUGUGGUUAAAUUCGCUAGCACCGAAGACCGGGACUACUACGUGAACAAGGACCCCGCACACAGGACUUUUGUGCAGAGUCUCGAUGGGGUAAUUGAGAAGGCCCAGGUCGUUGACUUUACUGGAGGAGUCUUUUAAAUAUGUCGAUAUAUUUGUGUUUCUGUCAAGGCAGCAAAGACAACGAGAACUACAUCAGGGGGGGGGGAUUCAUUCUGCUGGUCUAUAUUAUGAAUAUCUUCCUAUGAACCGCAAUGAAAGAUGUUAAACCAACAGAUAUUCAAACAAAGAAACA